Molecule: messenger RNA, 2293 nt
Organism: Maylandia zebra (zebra mbuna)
Lineage: Eukaryota; Metazoa; Chordata; Actinopteri; Cichliformes; Cichlidae
Source: RefSeq, a predicted model, not a curated record
CGAGCACUUUUCUGAGCCCCUGGUAGUUCUCGAGCUUCUCGUGUUCCUUCUUCCUGAUGUUACUGUCAUUAACACAUUUUAAAUAACCGGGUUCUGAAAAGUGUAAAUAAUUGUCAAUCAUCUAGCUGUGUUUUGAUGAUUUCGAGAUUUCCAACACAGCAUGAAUGCAACAUUGCAACAACUCCACCCUAAGAGAAAGAGAAAGUGAAAGUGUUCCGGGUUUUUUUUUUUUAAAGCACUGGAUCUGCAGGUCGCAGUUAGUUUGUUUGCGUGAGAAUAAACUCAGUAGUUUCCAAAGGAUCCAGGGGGGCAGUUUCUUCAGCAGUGCAGAAGUGAAGUGAUUGCAAUGAGCGGAGCGGACACAGCUGACAGGUACCAUGGACUGAUAAACCAAGGAUCCACAUGUUACUUGAACAGUGUGCUGCAGGUGCUGUUCAUGACCGAAGACUUCAGAACGGCUGUGAAAAAGAACUCUAAACAGAAAAAUCGUCACCCUGAGUUCCUUGAUCAAUAUCUGAAUACCUUAUUUGAUGACUUACAGGAACAUGAAGCUCAAACAUUUAAUAUAACACAGAAGCUGGACAUUGAGAACGUGUAUGAACAGCGUGAUGCUGCAGACUACUUUGAGAGGGUUUUAAGAAUGACCAGCACUGAUGCAUCACAGAUCUUCCACGGUCAGUUAGCAAACAAGACCACCUGUUCUAAAGGUCAUAUACAGACUGAUGGAGAUGCACCAUUUUGGCAUCUUCCUCUUCCACUGGUGAAUUCCUGCAGUGAAGACUACAGUGUGGUAAAAGGAAUUGAGGAGUUUUUUAAACCUUCAGAUUUCUGUGGAGAAAAUCGGCUGUACUGUGAUCAGUGUGGUGACAAAGUUGAUGCUACUAUGAGAGAUGAAAUAAAGCAUCAACCAGAUGUUUUGUGUCUGCUGCUGAAGAGGUUUGAGUUCAACUAUAAUUACAUGUCAUACAUCAAAAUCAACUGUUCUGUGGAGUUUCCUAAAACCCUGCAGAUACCAGAGUGUCAGACAUAUGAACUGUAUGCGUCUGUGGAUCAUUUUGGGGAUCUGAGAGGAGGACAUUACACCGCAACAAUCAAGAUCCAGGAGGAACAUGGAGACAGAUGGUAUCAGUUUGAUGAUACCAGGGUCACAGAGCUUGAUUAUCAGCAAUUCCAGUUCGGUAACACUAAGAGGUCCCAGACUACAUAUCUUCUGUUUUACAGGAAAAAGAAAGAUACUGGUACUCAAGAUAGGAAGAGAAAGCAAGAAAAGGGGGAGGAGACAGACAUGGAGCAUAAUCCAAAGGCUCCUAAAUUAAGAGAAGCAGAGGGAUCACCUAACAACCCCUGUAACGUAGAUCCUCUGGACAAAGAACAAAAUGAGGACAAAGAAACCACUGGAAGUGAUGGUCUGGAUCAAAAUAAUACAAAAGUGGACGAUUAUAGAAAAGAAAACCUACUAAAAGAUAAUAAGAGUCAUGAACAUGGAAACACACACAGUGAUCACAGUGAUACACUGAACAUGAUCAGUGUUACAAAUUCAAGUGAUAAUGAUGUUCAGGGAGUCAUAGAAGAUGUGGAAAUAGACGUUGAAUCAAGUUCAGACGACGAAACAAGUGUACAUGUCCCUGCAGAAGCUGCAGCUUCAGAAAACAGUGAAACAAAUGAGACAAGUGUGGUUGUCCAUGCUGAAGCAGCAGGUUCAGAAUACAGUGAAACAAAUGAGACAAGUGUGGUUGGCUCUGUAGACGCAGCAGGUUUAGAAAAUAGUGAAACAAAUGAGACAAGUGUGGUUGGCUCUGCAGAAGCUGCAGGUUCAGAAAACAGUGAAACAAAUGAGACAAGUAUGGUUGUCCAUGCAGAAGCUGCAGGUUCAGAAAACAGUGAAACAAAUGAGACAAGUGUGGUUGGCUCUGUAGAAGCAGCAGGUUUAGAAAAUAGUGAAACAAACGAGACAAGUGUGGUUGUCCCUGCAGAAGAAGCAGGUUCAGAAUACACUAAAACAAACGAGACAAGUGUGGUUGGCUCUGAAGAUGCAGCAGGUUCAAAAAAUAGUGAAACAAACGAGACAAGUGUGGUUGGCUCUGUAGACGCAGCAGGUUCAGAAAAUAGUGAAACAAAUGAGACAAGUGUGGUUGUCCUUGCAGAAGCUGCGGGUUCAGAAUGCAGUGAAACAAACGAGACAACUGUGGUUGUCCUUGCAGAAGCUGCAGGUUUAGAAUACAGUGAAACAAACGAGACAAGUGUGGUUGGCUCUGUAGACGCAGCAGGUUCAGAAAACAGUGAAACCAAAUGA